AUGAAUGACGCGUGUCAGCCAGGGACUGUGAACGAGCAAGCCAGAGACGGCUGGUUUGCCGCGCCGGUGACCACGAUUGAGGGGGCCCUGCUGGAGACCGAGGGUCUUGGCAGUAAGAAGCUUUCCAUCAAGGACAAUCUUCACCAAGUCGUUGCGGGAGUCUUUCAACCGAAGCCCAUCGUGGAUACCAUAAAGGAGGAAGAAAAAUACGGCAACCACGGCGACAAAUUUUACAACGCUGGUCGAGCUGUAGUUGGCGGGGCAGAAAAUAUCUCCAACUUUAUCAAUUCAGCUAUAGAGGUUCCGCAAUCCAUCAUCAGAAAGAUCGCCAGAGCUGCAUCCGAAAAAUUAAAUAACUUUGGAGGAAGACUUAUUGGCUUAUAAUAAUGUAUCUAAGUGUAAGUGAUAAGUUAGCUUUAAGUUGGAUAUAGCGGUGUAUUCAUUUAACCUAACCAGAAAUGCCAAAAUAAAAAACAAGACUUUGA
Ostrinia furnacalis (Asian corn borer) is the source of this 485-nucleotide messenger RNA. RefSeq lists its product as uncharacterized. The record is from RefSeq and is a predicted model, not a curated record. The coding region runs from base 1 to 384 and encodes 127 amino acids. The transcript is spliced from 4 exons. Lineage: Eukaryota; Metazoa; Arthropoda; Insecta; Lepidoptera; Crambidae.